Molecule: messenger RNA, 151 nt
Organism: Racocetra persica
Lineage: Eukaryota; Fungi; Glomeromycota; Glomeromycetes; Diversisporales; Gigasporaceae
Source: the annotation of a GenBank genome assembly
CAUGAAAUGGAUAGUUUUAGUACCUAUAUUUGCACAGAUACUCCAAUUGAAGCUAGUAAUAACUGUGAGAUAUUUUUAGAUUUGAGCAUAUCAGUAAUGAGUUGGAUCAUAAAUAAUUUACUGAUACCAGCAGAACCAAUAAAGCUUGCUG